UCAGGUACCUCUCAAACCCUUAUUAUAAUUUGAUUUUCCCUCUCCUCUUCCAACAGUCCCAGCCACAACUCUUUCCAAACCCAUCAUACCCAUCUUCAACUUCUCUAUGUUUCUGUAACUAUCCUAGUUCAUCCUUGUUUUCCUCAAAUAGGUCACCUUCUGUCUCAAAACACAUGGGUUUUACUGGAUGUAAUGGUAGGUACAAUGGUCAUAAUAGUCAAAGUUUGAAUCUUUAUUUCUUCAAGUCAAAUAUUCAUGGUUAUCUUCGAGGUUACAAGACACCAUCCUUUAAUGUUUAUAAGGAAAUGGGAACUGGUAGGGUCAGACCAAGGGCAAUGCAAAAGCAAGUAGGAUAUAUUAUUGAUUUGAUUAAGAGGGAUGAGUAUGAUUUGGAGUACAAGUUGGGUUCUUUGAGUGUAAAGCUAUCUAUUGCUUCUGUGACUCUGGUUUUUCAUGUCUUGAAUAGUGAAAAGGUGUCUGCUUUGCGUUUCUUUCGUUGGAUUAGACAUUGGCAGCCUGAAUUGAGAUGUAAUUCUGAUAUUUGUAGCUUGGUUAUUGACAAUUGUGGGCGUUUAGAUGAUUAUGAUGCUAUGAGGAGUCUUUUAAAUGAUUUUAACGAGAACCGGUUAUGUCUAACCAAAAAGGCAUUCGAAUUCUUACAUGUUAUGAAUGUUACAAAUGAGUCCUUGGUGGAAUCCACACAGAGAGUGAUUGACUUGUUGCGUGAAGUUAGAGGGUCUUGUCAUGGUUGGGUUCCCUCAUUGAUCGAAAUGUUCAGUGUUUUGGGAUCCUUUGACAUGGUUGAGUUUGUGAUGAAGAAAACUGAGAGGAAGAUUUCUUAUUACUAUAUUUUUAUCAGGGAAAUGUGUCGGAGAUGUGAUUUUAAAGGGGUGAGAGAUAUUCAGGAUGAGAUGAGGAAAGAGGGCUUUGAACUGAAUUCCCGAAUUUACAAUUAUCUAAUUAGCUGUUUGCUUAAGAACGGUGAAUAUGAUGAUGCUUGCAAGGUAUUGACGGAAAUGCAGGACAAGGACUGCCCUCCUGAUGCAUUAACCUUUGAAAUUUUUGUAUAUUACUGCUGCAAGAACGGCAAGACUGAAAUUGCAUGUCACUACUUUGAUGAGAUGGUGGCAAGGGGUCUUGAACCUCGGCUUUCAACACAUGCUGCCUUUAUCAAGGGUUUUUUCAACUCUGAGCAAUAUGAGGAGGCAUAUAAGUACGUGGUUGAUUCAGAUAAGAAGUACAAGUGCACAAGCUGCAUGAAUUACAGCUUGCUUGCGAGGCUUCAUCAGAAAAGAGGAAAUCUGGUGAUUGCCCAAAAUAUUCUUUCUGAAAUGAUCAAGAAAGGUCUUAGACCAUAUUUUAAAGUGUAUAUGAAGGUUUUCAACUGCCUCAAUAAAUCCGGCAGGGAAACGCUAGCCAUAGAUUUGCAAGAGCAGUUUCAUCAGCUUCAUUCAAAGGCUUAGUAAGCAUGUAGGAGCAUUUUCAGCUGAAACAGUAAGGAUUUUACUCUCAGAUUUGUCGGUAAGAAUUUAUAGAAGUUUUUACUUUCAAACUUC
Populus euphratica (Euphrates poplar) is the source of this 1556-nucleotide messenger RNA. Its product is annotated as pentatricopeptide repeat-containing protein At1g62670, mitochondrial-like. Bases 174 to 1463 code for a protein of 429 amino acids. The record is from RefSeq and is a predicted model, not a curated record. NCBI's taxonomy places the organism in Eukaryota, Viridiplantae, Streptophyta, Magnoliopsida, Malpighiales, Salicaceae. Gene Ontology annotation, molecular function: protein binding. The transcript is spliced from 2 exons.